Sinocyclocheilus grahami is the source of this 1086-nucleotide messenger RNA. RefSeq lists its product as uncharacterized. The transcript is spliced from 5 exons. The record is from RefSeq and is a predicted model, not a curated record. Lineage: Eukaryota; Metazoa; Chordata; Actinopteri; Cypriniformes; Cyprinidae. Gene Ontology annotation, biological process: response to bacterium. Bases 326 to 1036 code for a protein of 236 amino acids.
GAUGUGCUGACAACAAUAUCAUAUUUGAUACAUUUUAAAAAUUGUAAAGAUCACUUUAUAUCAGAAUGAAAGUGUAUUUUUGGACUAUUUUACUUUGAGUGUUUUAUGAAAUGAAACUUUGUGUGAGUCCAACAACAUGAUGAUAGACAUAAUGUGUACUAAUUCAAAUACUAAUGAAUUUGUUAAAACCCACAAUCUAAGCAAAAGGAAAAAAUCCCCGACCUUUAAGCAUUUCAAACCCCUUUAUCAGAAAUCCCUCCCACCACAGUCAGCCAGGCGACAUUUACAGUGAAGACCCUUUGCUUUUAUCUUAUCAGUCACCGAGAUGGAGCGAGCAAUAGUUAUUGUCAUCGCGCUUGUAUCAGGUAUUUUGUUCUGUGAACAGCGGAGAGUCUUUGGGGCAGAAGUGGACAUGAGAGUUAAAGCAGGAGACAGCAUCACUCUCUACUCUGACUGUGUCAUACCAUUAGGAUCACACAUUUUUUGGUGGAGAAACUGCUCACAUGAGCAUCAACCAUCUCUGUUCAUAGAGGCUGAAAACCUGUUCCAGAGGACUUUUCCACGUUUUAGUUUCGUGCCCAACAGCUCCAGUAACUCCUAUGAUCUACAUAUUACAAAUAUCAGUGUCUCUGAUGAGGGACUGUAUUAUUGUGCAAUAAAAGAAAGAAAUGUACACGGCAUCGUAGGCUCUGAGUACCAGUAUGGAAACAGAAGGACUCGUCUAUCUCUCUUGGAGCCAGCGUCUCCUCAUGCUGAGCAGUUCAACACCUCCUCCACACCUUCUGUAUCAGACCUCUGCUGGAGUCCGCUGUUCAGUGUGUGUCCAGUGUGUGUUCUCCUCUUCUCCGUCUGUGUUUUCUGCCUCUGUCGGAGGAAAACUACAGUUGCUGCAGCAACACAGACUGAGAACAGAUAUUACCAGAGUGGAGAUGAAUUGUGCUACGCCUCAUUGAACACACUUUCCAUGCUGAAGAAAAAUACACUGCAGAAUUCAGACUUCUGUACUUACACGGAGGUCAGAACCAAGAGAACAUAAAGAGAGGAGUCUGGAACUCUCUAGGGCUUGAAAUAUUUAACCCUCGGUUA